Daldinia childiae is the source of this 3405-nucleotide messenger RNA. Its product is annotated as O-methylsterigmatocystin oxidoreductase. Gene Ontology annotation, cellular component: membrane. NCBI's taxonomy places the organism in Eukaryota, Fungi, Ascomycota, Sordariomycetes, Xylariales, Hypoxylaceae. The transcript has 15 exons. Gene Ontology annotation, molecular function: oxidoreductase activity, acting on paired donors, with incorporation or reduction of molecular oxygen; monooxygenase activity; transmembrane transporter activity. Gene Ontology annotation, biological process: transmembrane transport. The record is from RefSeq and is a predicted model, not a curated record. The coding region runs from base 1 to 3405 and encodes 1134 amino acids.
AUGGCGGACGACUACGAGCUCAAGUCGACUAAGCGCGAAGACAAUGAGGCGACGUCUGCCGAGCUCAAUAUUGAGCCGAUGGAGACGACGGGAGGAGGGAAGAAGUCGAUUAUUGAUCGCGACAACCAGACUCUUACUCGACUUGGGAAAGUCCCGGUGCUUAAGCGCAACUUUGCUCUUAUGUCCAUCCUCGGAUUCAGCUGUACGGUUAUGAACACUUGGGAAGGAGAACUGGUGCUUUUCCUUCAAGCGUACGAGAAUGGCGGUUCCGCAGGGUCAAUAUACGGGUUCAUAAUCGUCUGGAUUGGCACGCUUUGCGUCUUCGCAACUAUGGGUGAAUUAGCAUCGAUGGCGCCGACGUCAGGAGGUCAAUAUCACUGGGUAUACAUGUUGGCGCCGAACAAUUGGCGCAAGUUUACGAGUUACUUCAUCGGCUGGUUGACGGUUAUCGGCUGGCAAGCUGCUGUUGCGAGUCUGGGUUAUCUUGCUGCCGGUCUCAUCCAGGGUGUCGCUGUAAUGGGAAAUCCAGACUACGUACCAUUACCUUGGCAGAAACUCCUCCUACUGUAUGCCUCUGUCGCGUUUGCGGUGUUCAUCAACACGGUUGUGAGCAGCGCCUUGCCAAAGGUAGAAGGCCUAGUCUUGAUCCUUCAUAUCCUCGGGUUCUUUGCUAUUCUCGUACCGCUGGUCUACUUGAGCCCUCAUAAGAGUGCCGAAGAAGUCUUUACGUCCUUUUCGAACGGAGGGGGGUGGCCGACGCAAGGUCUUUCGUUUAUGCUUGGCAUGAUAGCUGCUGUGUUCAACUUCCUCGGUAUGUUCUUACUACUUACUCUUCAUGCGCCACAAGGACAUUACUUGGCUAACAGGAAAAUAGGCGCGGAUGGUGCUGUGCACAUGUCUGAAGAGAUUCAGAAUGCAUCCGUUAUUGUCCCACGAGCAAUGAUUUUUACCGUCCUUUUGAAUGGUACCCUAGGGUUUGGCAGUCUGCUUGCUUUAUUGUUCUGUAUCGGCGACAUAGAUUCUGCUCUAAAAACACCUACUAAAUACCCCUUCAUGGCGAUAUUCCAAGAGGGCGUAGGGUCGCGACAGGGUGCUCAGACCAUGGCCUCGAUCCUUGUGGUCUUGAAUCUUUUCGCUAUGGUAUCCCUAAUGGCUACUGCCUCCCGAAUGACUUGGUCCUUUGCGCGAGAUAGGGGUUUGCCCGGUUGGUUUUAUAUUAGCAAGGUUGAACCUAAAACGUCUAUUCCGGUCAUUGCAAUCGUUCUCACGACGAUUAUUUCUUACCUUCUAGCCCUUAUCACUCUAGGCUCCUCGGUAGCGUUCAAUGACAUCGUUUCUUUGACUGUAAACGGCUUAGAUGGCGCAUAUCUCAUCGGAAACGGUCUUCUCCUCUGGCGCCGAUUGACUGGCGGUAUCCGUCCGUAUAACCGGGAGAACACAGCAUUGACUAAUACCAAUCACGAAAACCUAUCGUGGGGCCCUAUGAAGAUCCCGGAACCAUUCGGAACUAUCGUUAAUGUAUUUGGAUGUGCGUUCCUCGCCGUCAUGUUAUUCUUCAGCUUCUGGCCGACUCAUAUCAACCCCACUGCCGAAAGUAUGAAUAUGAGCGCUCUGAUGGUUGGAGCGACGCUGAUCUUCUCUGUGAUAUACUACGCCGUCUGGGCGCGAAAAGUGUAUUCUGGGCCGGUUAUUGAGAUUAAUAAUACAGAGAAGCCAAAUCCAGAGAAUGUCCCAGGAGCUCCAACCUGCGUUCAAUGUGCUGCGUUUCUGAAGCAGUUAUCACUGGGAGAUUUACAUGCAUUUGAACUUUACCCGGACCGGGACUCCCUUAGACAGUCUGCAGUGAAUGGGUGCUGUCUAUGUAUGUUGUUUGAGGAUGCAUUGGUGAACAAAGUCGGUAGAUGGGCGGGCCGCAGUUCGGUGAAGUCGACAAAGUUCGGAAUAACACCUAAAAUCAUACUACUACCAGGUGAAUUGUUAUCGUGUCUCACGAUUAUCAUACUCCACGAGAACCAGUCCGAGACUUUGGUAAUCGACUGCAUGUCUGGCUCUGAUAUCAUCUAUUUCAAUGUGUUGGGAAACCAUAUGGUUGUCCUUAACACCCAGAAGGCUGCGAAUGAGCUUCUGGAUAAGCGCGGGGCUAAUUAUCAAGACAGACCUAGAUUUGUCCUGUUCGAUGUUAUGGGAUGGGGUUUGACCUUAACUUUUCUUCCGUACGGACCGAGAUUUCGCUUGCAUCGUUCAGUCUUACAAACAGGAUUCACCAAGACGUCAAUCACGAAUUACAGGCCAAUUCAGGAAGAUGAAGCGAGGCAAGCAGUUUCAAGAAUUCUUAAACGUCCAGAAACUUGGGACUUUUCACUUCGGCGCUUUGCUUCUGCGAUAGUUCUUCGUAUUGGAUUUGGUGUUAUUGUUAGAUCAGAUGACGACCCUUAUAUCAAAAUUGCGAUAGAUGCUAAUAUGGCGACCGGAGGAGGAGGAAACCCGGGGACUGCCUUAGUUGACUAUCUACCAUCAUUUCGAUACAUCCCACAAUUUCUUAAUUUCUCAAGAAGCUUACAACACGCACGAAAGUGGGGAUGGGCUAUUAAAAACUUGCAUGAUAUUCCAUUUUCAGCCAUAAAAAAGGAGUUUGUAGGUCUUCGUGCCGUAUUGCCUCACAUGUCACCGCUAACACAGCAUAAAGAAAAUAAGGAGGAAGGUGUUACUAAUGAGCUUACACUUCGAGACAUCCAGGGUGCAUCUGGCGCCGUUUUUAUCGCGGGUUCUAACACGACUUUCGCUACGACGACUAUUGCUAUCCUUAACAUGAUGCUGAAUCCUGAAGUUUUUCAAAAAGCGAAAGCCGAAAUUGAUAGGGUAGUUGGAACAGAAAGAUUACCUACGUUCCAAGACAGGCCGAAUUUACGUUACAUUGACUAUUUGGUCGAGGAGGUCUCAAGAUGGAGGCCCCUAUCACCCAUUGGAAUACCUCACAGAUCCCUAGAGGACGACGUUUACAACGGAAUGUUUAUCCCUAAAGGGACUGUAGUUUAUUACAACACAUUCGCUAUGUCUAGAGACUCUAACGUGUAUAAGGACCCCGAGAAGUUUAACCCAGAUAGAUAUAUCCCAAAGGAGGAAGGCGGGGAUGGCGAGCCUCUACUAGUUGGCCCAUUUGGCUUUGGUCGUAGGGUAUGCGUCGGGCGCCAUUUAGCACAAGCAUCCGUGUGGAUAAUUAUGGCGACUCUCAUAGCCACAACUGACAUAUCGAAACCCGUCGGGCCAGAUGGUAAGCCUAUUGAACAAACUAUCCAAUUUAGCACUGGACUAUCGAGCCAUCCUGGCAAGCUCGAGGUAGUUUUUAGACCCAGAUCUGAGAAGGCCCAAAGACUUCUUGCUGAGGCGGUUAAGGAUGCCCAGUAA